AGGGGGCGAGGGGAGGGCAGCUCGUGGUUUAAAUGUCUAGCAGGCCCGACCUUCAGCCAGUUUGGAGAGCAGCACAGGUGAGCUACCUGGGACCUCCGUGCCAGCGCCGAUUCCAGGAAGGUCCAGUGCGGUGCCAGCCUCCUCCAGCCCAGGAUGUCCCUGAAGGCUGUGGUCCUGACCCUGGCCCUGGUGGCUGUCACCGGUACUCGGGCCGAGGUCAAUGCCGACCAGGUGGCCACUGUGAUGUGGGACUACUUCAAGCAGCUGAGCGACAACGCCAAGGAGGCCGUGGAGAACCUCCAGAAGUCUGAGCUCACCCAGCAGAUCAACUCCCUCUUCCAGGACAAACUCGGGGAAGUGAACACCUACGCUGGGGACCUGCAGAAGAAGCUGGUGCCCUUCGCCACGGAGCUGCAUGAGCGCCUGGCCAAGGACUCCGAGAAGCUGAAGGAGGAGAUUCAGAAGGAGCUGGAGGACCUGCGGGCCCGGCUGCUGCCCCACGCCAGCGAGGUGAGCCAGAAGAUCGGGGACAACGUCCGCCAGCUGCAGGAGCGCCUGGGGCCCUACGCGGAGGAUCUGCGCACCCAGGUCAAGGCUCAGACGGAGCAGCUGCGGGGCCAGCUGGUGCCCUACGCCCAGCGCAUGCAGAGCGCACUGCGGGAGAACGCCGACAACCUGCAGGCCUCGCUGACGCCCUAUGCCGAAGAGCUGCAGACCAAGAUCGACCAGAGCGUGGAGGAGCUCAAGGGGCGCCUCACGCCCUACGCCGACGAGCUGCAGGCCAAGAUCGACCAGAGCGUGCAGGAGCUGCGGCAGGGCCUGUCCCCUUUCGCGCAGGAUGUCCAGGAGAAGCUCAACCACCAGCUGGAGGGCCUGGCCUUCCAGAUGAAGAAGAACUCGGAGGCGCUGAAGGCAAAAAUCUCCGCCAGCACCGAGGAUCUGCGGCAGAGGCUGGCGCCCGUGGCCCAGGACGUGCGUGGCAAGCUGAGGGGCAACACGGAGGAGCUGCAGAAGUCGCUGGCCGAGCUGAGCAGGCAGCUGGACCAGCAGGUGGAGGAGUUCCGCCGCAACGUGGAGCCCUACGGCGAGACCUUCAACAAAGCCGUGGUGCAGCAGGUGGAGGAACUCAAGGAGAAGCUGGGCCCCCAUUCGGGGGACUUGGUAGGCCACUUGAGCUUUCUGGAGAAGGAUCUGAGGGACAAGGUCAACUCCUUCUUCAGCAGCCUCAAGGAGCAGGAGAAACAGGACGUGCAACGGGCUCUCCCCGAGCAGGAGCAGGCGCCCGCCCCCCUGGAGAGCUGAGCUGCCCCUGGUGCUGGCGCCCUACUGCGGCCACCUGCCCUGCCGUGCCACCUGUCUGUCUGUCUGUCCCAAAGCAAC
Messenger RNA from Molossus molossus (Pallas's mastiff bat), 1380 nucleotides. It is a transcript of the gene APOA4, whose product is annotated as apolipoprotein A4. The transcript has 3 exons. Lineage: Eukaryota; Metazoa; Chordata; Mammalia; Chiroptera; Molossidae. Gene Ontology annotation, cellular component: blood microparticle; high-density lipoprotein particle; extracellular region. Gene Ontology annotation, biological process: reverse cholesterol transport; positive regulation of lipid biosynthetic process; cholesterol biosynthetic process. Gene Ontology annotation, molecular function: phospholipid binding; cholesterol binding; phosphatidylcholine-sterol O-acyltransferase activator activity. Bases 154 to 1302 code for a protein of 382 amino acids. The record is from RefSeq and is a predicted model, not a curated record.